Rhopilema esculentum is the source of this 4309-nucleotide messenger RNA. Its product is annotated as beta-mannosidase. Lineage: Eukaryota; Metazoa; Cnidaria; Scyphozoa; Rhizostomeae; Rhizostomatidae. Gene Ontology annotation, biological process: glycoprotein catabolic process; carbohydrate metabolic process. Gene Ontology annotation, molecular function: beta-mannosidase activity. The record is from RefSeq and is a predicted model, not a curated record.
AUCAAAGUUUAUCUACCAAGAUUGUUUCGCCAUUAUCACCUGACAAGAGGCAAAAAGACAUCGUUGCAUUUUCUAGGAGAGAAGUUUGAAUUUGUAUCCUCUAAGUUGGAAUUUGUUUCUCGGACAACAAAACUAAUAAAAAUAUUUUCGGUUAAGGAAUUCUCUGAUCGGCAGUGGAAUAGCUUGACCUUCCAGACUAGGGAGUGGAGGGUCAUGAGAAGUAAAAUAUACCGACAAAGACAUGGAUAAAGAGAAAUUUGGGUGCUAUUUCACCUACCAUUUACCAAUGAACGAUCUUCCCGACAAACCAAGGAAUAUUUGCAUCAGAUAAAACUUCACCUACAAACUCAUCUGUUGCUCAGUUUACGGAGGCUGUUUUUGCUCCGAAUGGCGCCACUGUUCCAAAUGGUGUAAAAUUGAGGCUAGGAAGUAGUUUUGCCACAUGUAGGGAUUCAUACCAAUUUUAUUGAUUUCCAGAAGUUUACAGGUUGUAGGGAAAACCUACGGGAUAAAUGAAGAAAAGUAGGUAGUUUUCUGGAAAUUGUAGGGAUUUAUAUUUGUUUGCGGCCAAGCAAUUAGAUUGCUUGUUUUUUAUACCUUUGAACAUCAAUUUCCACUGACUUUUCAUUCAAGUGCAAUAUAUAGUUAUGAAAAGAUAUUCCGCAAAAAAUUGCAAAACCAUAUUUUACGUCAGAGUAACGUCUUGCAAAAGCAUUACCUUUUAAUUGAAUAAUUGUUUUGGUCCUCGAUCUUUAUGGCUUUUUAAAAUAGACUUUCGCUGAAAGUUGUCCUUAGAAGCAUGGGUGGAUGUGGGGAUAUUUUGAAAACGUAGGGAUAUUUUGAAAAAUAUAGGGAUUUGUGGGGAGAAUCCACGCUGACAUGCGUAGGUGAAAGUAGGUAGAAAUCGCCUGCGCAGUAGGGAGACUAUCUCUAUGAGAAACGAUAGGACGAGCGACAACGGCAACACCGCUAGGGAGGUGCACAAAUCGAGCCCGGACGCAAUAGGAGGAGCGUAUUUCACUUCCGCCAACAACAUGCCGGCUGCAUCACUGAGUGGGCUGCAUUCAAUAUGAUCAAGAUCAAUUUAUGCCUCGCUUGUAGUGUCUUAAUUCACUUUUUCGUCGCUUUUACCGAUGAAACAAAUGUAAGCGGAUGCAAUUUUGAUGAAUGUACCUCGACAUACGAAUUUCCUAAUCAUAGCACAAUCAGCCUAAACGGUGCCUGGUUUGGUUACAGCCUUGACAAACCUUGGAUUAAUUUCACUGCCAGGGUACCGUUCACUGUACAUAGUCAACUCAUAAAAGUGGGGGUUUUGCAAGAUCCGUACUACAGGUUUAAUGACAGAGACGAUCGAUGGGUAUCUUUGGAUACUUGGGCCGUCACAACAAAAUUUGACCUUAGUGCUGCUUUCCUGUCUCAGGCAAAGACUAGUUUAGUUUUUGAAUCGAUUGACACCAUUGCAGAUGUGUAUUUAAACGGGGUAAGAAUCGGUGGCAGCAAAAGCAAAUUUGUACCAAAUAUAUUUGAUGUUACUGGCUUAUUUUUGAAAGGAAAGAACACAGUUACUGUCAUAUUGAUGUCCCCCGUCAAAUAUGCUUCACUGGAAAGCUUGCUAUACAAAAAUAAAUUCAAUUAUGCUGUGCUGCCUGACUGCUAUCCAAAUGUUCUACAUGGUGAAUGCCAUAGCAAUUUUAUACGAAAAGAGCCAUUAUCUUUUGGCUGGGAUUUUGGACCUUCAUUUCCCACCCAAGGCUUGUUCGGUUCAGUUUAUGUACAAAGUGUGAAAACUGCAUUCAUAGAAAAUCUUCUUAUCAAUGUGAAAAUGCAUGCUGGUCAAUGGGCUGUCAAUGUGUGUGUGUAUAUCAAUGAUCAGUUUCGAAAAUUUCCUAUUUCAAUUAACUUCAAAGUUGUUGAACUUAAUCUUGGUGUUACUACAAAGAAAAAACUUCUAUCUAAAGAAUCAAGCAGGAUUUGCACUGAUUUGAAUGAAAUACCAGCCAAUGUCGUGCAACAAUGGUGGCCAUGGCAAUACGGCCAACAGAACUUAUAUACCCUCAAAGCUAGACUUCUAUCAGAAGACGACCAAGAAGUACAUGUCAAGGAAGUUCAAUUUGGAUUCAGAACAGUCGAACUUAUUCAAGAACCAAUUGCUGGCUCUGAAGGGCUGAGCUUCUACUUCAAGAUAAAUGGAAUCGAGAUGUUUUUGAAGGGAUCCAAUUGGGUGCCCACAGAUGCUUUCAGGGACAGGGUUUCUAAUCACACAAUUGAAAGCUAUCUACAGGCAGCUGUUGAAGCAAAUAUGAAUAUUUUGCGUGUCUGGGGAGGAGGGGGCUACGAAACCGAUUACUUCUAUGAAACAUGUGACAAAAAAGGCAUUUUGGUAUGGCACGAUUUCAUGUUUGCAUGUGCCAUGUAUCCUACAAAUGAAGAAUUUGUUCAGUUGGUGGAAAAUGAGGUGCGAUACCAAGUUAUGAGGCUUCAGAGCCACCCUUCCAUUAUAAUCUGGAGUGGCAAUAAUGAGAAUGAGGUUGCACUAAGAGAAAACUGGUAUGAAACGAGCGUGGAUUUUAACCUGUACAGAAAGGAUUACAUCAAGCUUUAUGUUGAAACGGUGAAACCACUUGUAGGAUUGAUAGACCCAACAAGACCUUUCAUAGUUUCAUCUCCCUCAAAUGCACUGGAGAGCGAAAGUGAGGGCUGGAUAGCUCAGGAUCCAAGGAGCCCGUUGUACGGUGAUGUUCAUUAUUAUAAUUAUACUGCUAACUGCUGGGACACGACUGUCUUUCCCAAGCCAAGGUUUGCCUCCGAGUACGGUUACCAGUCUUAUCCUUCUUACGAAACUUUGGAAAAGAUAUCUUUAGAAGAUGAUUUAACAUGGGAUAGCAAAUUGAUGUUUUAUCGUCAGCACCACCAGGACGGUAAUCAGCAGAUAGAAAACAUGAUAUCCCAGAAUUAUAUGCUGCCUCGGUCAACUGACAAACGGCUCUAUUUCAAAAAAAUGAUCUAUUUAUCACAAAUUGUACAGGCUGUUUGCAUCACUAAAGAGACAGAGCAUUAUCGAAGUUUAAGAGGGCGCCUGGUAAGAGAGGAAUCUAAUACAUAUCAUGUUCAGAGAAAUAUGUCAAAGGAUAGUAGAGAUGGUACUCUGAUGGGUCACACAAUGGGGGCAAUGUACUGGCAACUAAACGAUGUCUGGCAAGCACCAUCAUGGUCGUCUAUCGAGUAUGGAGGCAAGUGGAAAAUGCUGCAUUACCAUGCAAGAGAUUUCUUCCGCAACCUUAUUGUGACUUAUGAUUUGCUUGGUACAAUGCUUCAUUUAUUUGUUGUUUCGGACAUCCUUGAGAAGGUCCCGGCCAUCUUAAGCGUUACCUCUUUUAAAUGGACAUCUUUCAAUCAGCUUAUGCAAAAGAGAAUCAAAAUUACCAUUGAGCCCCAAGUUGCUGUUGAAAUCUUGCAAAUGGAGGUCACUAACAUAUGCAAGCAACCGAGGGAGUGUUUUGUAAUUCUUGAGUUGGAAGUUGAGCAGCUGCCAAACUAUACUUACUCUCGACCAGUAUUUCUUACACCGCUGAACCAAGCUAUCGGCAUCAGUAAUCCGCAUAUCGCCAUUAUGCCCUCGGAUAUGCAACAAGUGUCUGCAAAUACCAUCAGCUUCAAAAUUCGAGUGACAAAACCUGCAGCCUUUCUUUGGCUCUCAUCUGACGUUCAAGGACGUUUCUCAAAUAACGGAUUUCUUCAAUAUAAAAAUUGCAAAGAGCUGAACUUCACUUCAGUUGCACCUGUAGAUCUGAAGACGUUCUCUGGCAGUCUAAAGGCCUUAUCUUACUAUGACGUCACAGUAGGAUAAAUCUCUGGUCUGCAAGUUAUAUUGCGAACGUCUACAUGGUUUUUUUUGUACUUGAAGUAAACUGACAAAACAGAUGAGAACGAACUAAACUUUCACAUAUCGUUUCCAUUCAGUUAUUUUUACCUUCAUCCUUGUGUGAAGUUGUAAUUAACAAAUAUCCUACUUUUGUAAAAGUUGUAAAAAGAAAUUUUCUACGUCAAUAAAUUUGGUUGGGUCUACAAUCAAUCUUUGAAUUUUCAUAUUGAGAAUUUGAUAUGACAGACAUUUCUUUAACAAAAGUAAAACUUCUGCUGGAGAAUGUUAUGUAAAUAUUGAAUUGAUUUUGUACAAAUACAGCGUUUUCAUAAUAUCACCAUGAAUUUUUGUUAAAAAUUUUACUAACAAUAACCUUUCUCCUCUCAGACACUUUUUCUUGCCGUAAUACGAGCUCUGCCCUUUUAUAUACGCUCGGACGAGCUCUGC